AUGGAGUGGGAGAAGCUGCAACAGAAAGAGCAUGAAAUGGAUGGGCAGGCAAAUGGGAAUGGGAAUGGAGGUGUGUUGUAUGUGAAGGUGAUGACUGAUGAGCAAUUGGAGACUCUUCGCAAGCAAAUUGCUGUUUAUGCCUCCAUUUGUGAGCAGCUUGUUGAGAUGCACAAGAACCUUACAGCCCAGCAAGAUCUUGCAGGUGUCCGGAUGGGAAAUCUGUACUGCGACCCGCUGAUGACAUCUGCGGGACACAAAAUUACUGCCAGACAGAGGUGGACUCCAACACCUGUGCAGCUACAAAUUCUGGAGCGCUUAUUUGAACAAGGGAAUGGAACUCCAAGCAAGCAAAAGAUCAAAGAGAUAACCUCUGAACUGAGCCAGCACGGGCAAAUUUCUGAAACGAAUGUUUACAAUUGGUUCCAGAACCGGCGUGCUCGAUCAAAAAGGAAGCAACAAAAUGCAGCAUGUAACCAUGCUGAAUCAGAAGUAGAGACAGAAGUGGACUCACCAAAGGACAAGAAAACAAGACCAGAGGAACUGUUUCAGUCCCAGCAGAACUCAGCUCAAAGGACUGAAGAUUUGUGCUUCCAGAGUCCUGAGAUAAGUUCUGACCUGCAUUUCUUGGAUCCACAGACCACGAAGACAGAUAAAAUGUUCCCAUCAAACAGCGGUUUAAGGACUUCCAGACAUUUAAGCGAAAUGUCAUUCUAUGAUGAAGUGCUAUCAAACUCAAGAAAUGACCUCAUGACUGGAAAGAUCGAAGCAGGCAACUACAAUCUUUUUCAGCAGGCAGAAGACUACGGCAUGACGGGGUGA
Messenger RNA from Prunus armeniaca (apricot), 819 nucleotides. NCBI's taxonomy places the organism in Eukaryota, Viridiplantae, Streptophyta, Magnoliopsida, Rosales, Rosaceae. The record is from the annotation of a GenBank genome assembly.